Molecule: messenger RNA, 1046 nt
Organism: Serinus canaria (Common canary)
Lineage: Eukaryota; Metazoa; Chordata; Aves; Passeriformes; Fringillidae
Gene: IQCJ
Product: IQ motif containing J
Exons: 5
Coding region: 1-591 (196 amino acids)
Source: RefSeq, a predicted model, not a curated record
AUGCGGCUGGUGUUCCUGAGGACCAUCCAGGUGUUCCUGAGGACCAUCCAGGUGUUCCUGAGGACCAUCCAGGUGUUCCUGAGGACCAUCCAGGUGUUCCUGAGGAGCCAUCCCGGUGUUCCUGAGGACCAUCCAGGUGUUCCUGAGGACCUCCUGGUGUUCCUGAGGACCAUCCCGGUGUUCCUGAGGAGCCAUCCGGAGGAACUCAGGAGGCUCCAGCACACCCUGGAACAGGUCAAGGAUGGCAAAGACUCACUCCAAAGCCAUCAGCUCACCAUGGAUGAAGAAAAUAAUAUCCAGGAAUAUCCUAUCAACCUCCAGCCCUUGGAAUCCAAAGUGAAAAUCAUCCAGCGAGCAUGGCGAGAGCACCUGCAGCGCCAGGACCUGUCCCCAUCCCCGGAGCUGCAGGACAAGGGCAGCCCAUCCCCGACGUCCCCGAUGUCCCCGAUGUCCCCAACGCCGCCGGCCUCGGGCAAGAUGAGCAGGUCUGUCAGCAUGAACACCUUCUCCGACAGCAGCACCCCCGUGAGUCCGGCUGGAAUUCCUCCUUCUUCCUUUCCUGGCUUCCUCUCUGGCCUUGGGGAUAAGUGAAAGCUCAGCUGAGGGUGCACGGGGUUGGUAAUGGGUUAAAAAGGGGUUUUAGGGGGCUCAAAUCACCUCCAGGCAGAGCCUCCUCUUGUGGGCUCAUCAGGAUGUCUGACUGUGGAUGUCAGACCUGGAAUUCAGCAGAUUUUGGAGGUGUUCUUGCUGGUAAGAAGGGGCUUCCAUGUGGUCCUGUGUGUUUAGGAUAUUGUGCUCCCAAAAAACCUCAAACUGUGGUGCUUUUCAUGCAAAGAAAUGUGGUUUCUUGGUUGGUUUUUGGUUUUGCUUUGUUGGUUGAUUUUUAUCAAAAAGGAGACUAAAAGAGACUAAAAGAGACUUUGAGAAGCUGAUUUAGGAGAUCAAAAUCAAGUUUGAUUUUGGAAUAAAUAUUCUGCCUUGACCAGUGGUUGGAGGCUGCAUUUCUCUUUUUAAGGUGACCCUAAAUAAACCCCAAAUACAGAUCC